Molecule: messenger RNA, 3032 nt
Organism: Oppiella nova
Lineage: Eukaryota; Metazoa; Arthropoda; Arachnida; Sarcoptiformes; Oppiidae
Source: the annotation of a GenBank genome assembly
UGGCUUUAUUAGCAAUGGGAGCGGUAGUUCUCUGCCGGCCCUCCCCACUGGAGCCGACCAAAUGCGACAACAGUCACUGUCCACAAGUGGACCCCAAGAUGUUGAACAUACAUCUGGUGCCACACACUCACGAUGACGUCGGAUGGCUCAAGACUGUCGACCAAUACUUCUAUGGCUCGCGAACUAACAUUCAAAAGGCAGGCGUUCAGUAUAUCAUCGAUUCUGUGGUGCAGUCUCUGCUGAGGAAUGAGACUCGAAAGUUCAUAUACGUUGAAACGGCAUUCUUCUGGAAGUGGUGGAAACUACAGACACCUGAACUCCAGGAGAAGGUCAAGAAGUUGGUUAACGAUGGUCAAUUGGAGUUCAUAAACGGUGGCUGGUGCAUGAAUGAUGAGGCGGCUGCACACUACCAGUCCAUUGUGGAUCAGAUGACAUGGGGUCACCGGCGUCUACAGGACACGUUUGGCACGUGUGGUAUACCUAAGAUCGGGUGGCAGAUCGACCCCUUUGGUCACAGUCGAGAACAGGCGUCCCUUUUCGCACAGAUAGGCUUUGAUGGUCUGUUUCUACAGCGUCUGGAUUAUGACGACCAGAAUAAGAGAAAGGCUGAGAAGAGGAUGGAGUUGAUAUGGCAGGGAAGUGAUGACUUGGGAAGCUUUGAUGGUCUGUUUCUACAGCGUCUGGAUUAUGACGACCAGAAUAAGAGAAAGGCUGAGAAGAGGAUGGAGUUGAUAUGGCAGGGAAGUGAUGACUUGGGAAGUGCUGCCGAUAUGUUCACACACGCCAUGGAAAUGGGUUACGGUCCACCAUCGGGGUUAAAUUGGGAGUUAGCUGGUAAUAGCUUCAAUCAGGGUAAUGAUGAUCCUAUUAUAGAUGAUCCUGAAUCUGAAGAUUAUAAUGUGGAUAAAACUGUUGAUUGGUUUAUAAAUUAUGCGAAACAGUAUUCAAAUAACUACGCUACUAAUAACAUACUGUUCCCAAUGGGAACCGACUUCUACUACCAGUCGGCUGAACCUUAUUUUAAGAAUAUGGAUAAACUUAUCAAAUAUGUGAACGAAAGGAAAGCCAAGGGGUCCAACAUUAACGCAUUUUACUCCACUCCUACCUGUUAUAUGCAUGGCAUACAUCUCUCUAACUAUACUUUUACCACAAAAAAGGACGACUUCUUCCCCUAUGCGACGGCUCCGCACUCUUUCUUCACGGGAUAUUUCACGAGUAGACCCGCUUUGAAACGAUAUGAAAAAGUGGGCAAUAAUUUCCUUCAAACCUGUAAACAGUUGGAUGUCUUAAGUCUUGGAAACGGGAAGAAUGAAGAAAAGAUGACGGCUUUGAGGGAAUGGAUGGGUGUUUUGCAACAUCACGACGCUAUCACUGGUACAGAGAGCCAACAUGUCGCCGAUAAUUACGCUCUUAUUCUGUAUAAAAGUAUAGAAAAAUGCAAAUCAGUUGUCAAUCAGUCACUGAAUACAUUGAUUGCAAAAUCUGAUCCGACAUUAAAUCAAUUAUUUUGUAACGCUUUGAAUGUGAGCGCCUGUGCUGUCACUGAAGGCACUGAUAAUCUGGCGGUUACUAUAUAUAACCCUUUCGGACAUAAUGUCAAUCCAGUUAUCAGACUACCCGUCACUACAAAGAAUUAUAAAGUGUUGGAUCCAAAGGGAAAAGAUGUCAAAUCAGAUAUCGUUCCCAUUCCUCCGGCUGUACUGAAUUUGGCGGAAAGGGUUAGUAAAGCAAAGGAUGAACUUGUGUUUAAGGCCGAAUUACCUGCACUUGGAUUCGCUACUUAUUUGUUGAAAGCAAACGGACCACAGAAUGGAGUAAAUGAAGCGAAAGUGACUAAAAUAACGGAAGCUUUUAAUAUAAAAUCUAAAUCUUUAAACAUUUUAUUCGACAAAACGGGUGCUUUGAAUGCAAUUCAGUUAAAGGAUGGAAAAGUAGUUGAUUUUAAGCAGAACUUUGAGUACUAUAAGGCUCACGAUGACCAUUCAGGGGAAGACCAUCAACCAUCUGGAGCUUAUAUAUUACGAUCAGAUGGUGACACACCUGUUAUCUAUGAAACAGGACUUCAAUCAGAAUUAGUUGAGACAUCAGACGCUAAAGAAGUUUAUCAGAAAGUGAAUGAAUACAUAUCACAAGUCAUAAGAAUUUCCGAAAAUAGUGAUGUCAUUGAACUGGACUUCACUGUCGGACCCAUUCCUGUAGACAACAAGAUCGGCAAAGAGAUUAUCUCUCGAUGGGAGACAAACCUCACCACAAAUGGUCUCUUUUAUACCGACGCCAAUGGACGACAACUUCUGGAGCGAAAGCGUGACUUCAGGCCGACGUGGAAACUGACUGUCAAUGAAGAGAUCGCCGGAAACUACUAUCCCGUCAACAGUCGUAUUGCUAUGAAAGAUGUCAAACAAGACAUUCAAAUGACUGUUUUGAACGACAGAUCACAGGGAGGAUCGAGUAUUAAAGACGGAAGCGUUGAGCUUAUGGUUCAUAGAAGAGAUCUUUUUGAUGAUGUAUUUGGUGUCGCAGAAGCACUCAAUGAGCCGGGAUUUGAUGGAAAGGGUCUCCAAAUUAUGGGUAAAUUUUGGAUUCACUUCACGAGUAUAGCCGAAGCGGCCGAAGCGCACAGAGAGACGGCAUUUGAUAUCCUUAUGGAGCCGUCCCUUACUUUUGCCAAAUAUAGCGGUUCUGAAGAGGAAUACCUGAAGAGCCAUAAAACCCAAUACUCGGGUCUCACCAAAGAGUUGCCAAAAAAUGUUCACUUAUUAACGUUAGAGCAGUGGAAGGGGUCGUCAUAUUUGCUACGAUUGGAGCACUUCUACCAACAAAACGAAUCGCAAACUCUGUCCAAACCGGUAACCCUUGACCUCAAAGACCUCUUCACNAUUAACUGGAAGGGGUCGUCAUAUUUGCUACGAUUGGAGCACUUCUACCAACAAAACGAAUCGCAAACUCUGUCCAAACCGGUAACCCUUGACCUCAAAGACCUCUUCACCCCAUUUGUGGUGACAAAAGCAGUGGAGACGACAUUGAGUGCGUGA